Messenger RNA from Salvelinus sp. IW2-2015, 1998 nucleotides. The record is from RefSeq and is a predicted model, not a curated record. Lineage: Eukaryota; Metazoa; Chordata; Actinopteri; Salmoniformes; Salmonidae.
AUGUCUUCAGAGGGACUUGAUGUGUUCAUUGUUCUUUCUCCAAGGUUUAAUUUCGAAGAGGAGACGCCGACGACCAACUUCGAUACCUUCCCGGCGGCCAUUCUCACCGUCUUCCAGAUUCUGACUGGCGAGGAUUGGAAUGCAGUAAUGUAUCAUGGCAUUGAGUCUCAGGGGGGCGUGCGGCGGGGAAUGUUCUCCUCGGUCUACUUCAUCGUCCUCACACUCUUUGGAAACUACACUCUCCUGAACGUAUUUUUGGCUAUCGCCGUCGACAACCUCGCCAAUGCACAGGAGCUCACCAAGGAUGAGGAGAAGCAGGAGGAAGAAGCCAAUAAGAAGCUGGCCCUGCAGAAGGCCAUGGAGGUGAAGGAGGUCAGCCCCAUGUCAGCAGCCAACAUCUCCAUCGCUGUUUUUGUAAAGCAAAAUCGAGAUGUACUCUCUCGCAGCUCGUCCGUCUCCAGCGUACAUUCACCUAAGGAGCAGCAGAGAGCCAAUAAGAUGAUGUCGGUGUGGGAGCAGCGCACCAACCAGCUGCGUCAAAACAACUUGAGGGCCAGCUCAGAGGCUCUGUUCAAUGAGCUGGACCCAGAGGAACGACUGCGUGUCUCCUCCGCCCUCCACCUGCGCCCCGAUAUGAAGACCCACAAUGACCGCCCCCUAGUGGUGGAGCCAGGCAAUGGGGACAAACCACGACCCCCCAAGGAGGACAGAGAUGGAGCAGACCCCCAGCAAGAGGGAGGAGACCCCCACGGCCCACAACUCCGCAAGCACCACCGUCACCGGGAGAGGAAUGGGGAGAACGGGGAGAGCAGGCAUCACACCCACCACAGCCGCAGUAGGGACCACUACCACCCAGACGGGCCCCGGCCCAAAGAAGGAAAGGUGGAGAGGAGCCAUAGUCGAGAGGGGGGCCAGGGCCACAGGCACCAUCACCAGGCUGGAUCCCCGGAGGAAGGGGUGAACGGAGGGGGGGAGGAGAGGGAGCACCGCCACCACCACUCCCACAGACAGCCCCGAGAGGAGAACGGGGCCCUGGCUAACGGGGCCAGAGUGGAGAGGAAGGGCCGGGGCCACAAGGAGGGGAAUGGAGAGGGGAACGGAGAGAGGAGGAGAUACCGCUCCCACAUGGUCAGGGCCCAGUCAACUCUGGAUGGAGAGGAGUGCAGAGAGAAUGGAAAGAGAGAUGGAGACAGGGACCAGGGACACAGAGCUUCACUGGACGCUCAAGGGGAGAGCCUGGCCACCAGCCCUGUGCAGCCUCCUGCAGGUCUGCAGGCCGGAGAGAAGCAAGAGGAUGCAGACAACCAGAAGAACAGCCACAGAGCCAGCCAGGCAGGCCUCAACAGCAAUACUGUCCACAUCCCUGUCACCAUCACCGCCCCGCCCAGAGAGACCACCAUCAUACCCAUGAAUAACAUAGACUGUGAGAGCCUCCCCCUGAACGAGGAGAAGAAGAACUUAGAGGAGGAUGAGGAGGAGCUGAAGAACGGCCCCAAACACAUUCUACCCUACAGCUCCAUGUUUGUGUUCGGGCAGACCAACCCGGUGCGUCGGCUGUGUCACUACGUGGUGAACCUGCGUUACUUUGAGAUGUGUAUCCUGUCGGUCAUCACCAUGAGCAGCAUAGCCCUGGCUGCUGAAGACCCUGUGCAGGCCAAUGCACCCCGCAAUAACGUGCUCAAGUAUCUGGACUACGUCUUCACGGGAGUGUUCACCUUUGAGAUGGUGAUUAAGAUGAUAGACCUGGGACUGCUCCUCCAUCCUGGUUCUUACUUCCGCGACCUGUGGAACAUCCUGGACUUUAUCGUGGUCAGUGGAGCUCUGGUGGCGUUCGCCUGCUCAGGAACUAAAGGCAAGGACAUCAACACCAUCAAGUCCCUCAGGGUGCUGCGAGUCCUGAGGCCCCUGAAGACCAUUAAACGACUGCCCAAGCUCAAGGUGACUACAUCUGCCACCCGUCACCUCCUCUCUGGCAGAGCAGAGAAGCCGCCUCCAUGA